CCCGCCGGCGCCUGCCGCUCCCCGCGCUCGCAGCGCGGGCCUGGGGACCCGGGAGCCCGCCGCCUGGCCGCAGCAUGGGGCGCUUCCGCGGGGGCCUGCGGUGCAUCAAGUACCUGCUGCUCGGCUUCAACCUGCUCUUCUGGCUGGCUGGAUCAGCCGUCAUUGCUUUUGGACUAUGGUUUCGGUUCGGAGGUGCCGUAAAGGAGUUAUCGUCAGAAGACAAGUCCCCAGAGUAUUUCUACGUGGGGCUCUAUGUUCUGGUUGGAGCCGGGGCCCUGAUGAUGGCCGUGGGGUUCUUCGGGUGCUGCGGAGCCAUGCGGGAGUCACAAUGUGUGCUUGGAUCAUUUUUUACCUGCCUUCUGGUGAUAUUUGCUGCUGAAGUAACCACUGGAGUAUUUGCUUUUAUAGGCAAAGGGAUAGCUAUCCGACAUGUUCAGACCAUGUAUGAAGAGGCUUAUAAUGAUUACCUUAAAGACAGGGGAAAAGGCAAUGGGACGCUCAUCACCUUCCACUCAACAUUUCAGUGCUGUGGAAAAGAAAGCUCCGAACAGGUCCAACCCACGUGCCCAAAGGAGCUUCUAGGACAUAAGAAUUGCAUCGAUGAAAUUGAGACCAUAAUCAGUGUUAAGCUCCAGCUCAUUGGAAUUGUCGGUAUUGGAAUUGCAGGUCUCACGAUCUGUGGCAUGAUAUUCAGCAUGGUCCUCUGCUGUGCGAUACGAAACUCACGAGAUGUGAUAUGAAGCUACUUCUACAUGAAAAUUGUAAUCUAAAGCUUUCAUACCAAAUGUCACAGGAGCUGUCUCCCAGCUCAUUUUUAAUACUGAAAUGACAUUAAGGUCUAAAAUAAUUUGCUGUCAAUUGUAUAUCUGCAUGAGUAUGUAUGUCUGGGUCAUUACUGGUUUACCCCUUGAGUGAAUGCCUAUGUAUGUUGACUGAGAGCAUAUUCAUGUGUGAUCAGCGUGUUUCUAGCAUAUGCUUUAUACAUCAUGAAAUUUGUUUGCUGGAAAUUCCUGACUCUUGUUAUAUAAGAGGAACAACCCAUUUCACUACCAGAAAAAGAUCAAAAAGCUUUCAGAAACUUUGAGAACUUGGCUGUUUAGAAAAAGCGAUAAUGGAUCAGUUUCUCACACUGUAGCCUUUGAAAAUUAGAUGCAGAGAAUUCAGAGAUUUCUUCUUAAUGGAAGCAAUAAGCUAUAUGAAUUGAGAGAUUACAUCGGAGUGUUAAAACUGACUAUGUCUAAGUUGGGUGUAAGGGUUUCCUGAAUUUUUUUAUAUUCGUGCUCUCCUCAAAAUACAGUAAACCACAGUUUUAGAACUAAACACAUCUGUAAAACCAAAUAUAGCAUGGAAAAUCUAAUUUGAAUAAGUCAUGCUUUCCUAGAAUUUAAAAAUAAAAAAGCCUUCCUCUGGAAAGAGAAGUCACACAGACAAUCAUGUGCCCUAUAAAAGUGAGUGUUUAUAGGACUAAAAAACUUUUAACAACUUUUUAAGGAAAUAUUUUUGGUCUUAUGCAAAAACAUGUAAAUACUGCUUUUUUAGUUUGCUUUUAUGAUCCUGCUCCAAACUACUGCAGCCCUCACAUCCUCAAAGGGGCUUUUAUGUUAAACUCUUCUGUUUCUCUAAAUAUAAGAACAGAAAGACUAAAGCAAAAGACCUGGCAGUUGAAAAUUGUGGGAAAGAGAAUUUUUACUGGCACUGUAUCUUUGAAAUACCUCAUAACUUACGUUUACAUGUUUUCCUAAUUUUUUGUAUUUUUCUUAUAUAUUCAGUUAGAGAAUGCUUCUUCAUAGAUUAAGAACUACAGUUUUCACCACCUAAAAUAAGUAAAACAAGCGUCUUCAUAAUUUAACCGUUAGCAUCAUUUGCCAACCAAAAUAAAACAAAGAAAAGCCUCUUUUCCUAGUUGUGUGCAGGCAACAGAAACUAGUUAAGGAAACAAAAAUACACACACAGAACAAAAUUUUUGUGUGUGUGCAGAUCCCCUGAAAAUAAAAUUUUGAAGGUGUUUUUAGUCUUAAUGCUUCAUUUUAAGUUUGUAAACCCAAAUUUAGGAUUGAUAUUGGCAUAUUUUUCGGUAAUUUUCAAUGUGUUACAGUUAGUAAACAGUAGGUUUUUUAAAAAUUACAUUUUAUAUGGCCACACAUAAAUGAAAAUAUGGGAGGCUUUGGAAACCCCCAAGUGAACUUCUAUACAUGUGAAAACACAAGUCUUUCAGUGUGCACUAAAAGUGUCACGCUCCUAAAAAACUCCAAAACAUUUUGCCAAAAAGAUAUAACUGCUUGAAAUAGUCUCUCUUCCAUGAAGAACCACAUUUCCCUUUCUGCCAUAUUUGCUACUGCUACUGAUUUUGGAGGAAACUUUUCUAGAAGAAGAAAGGUCAGAUUUGAGGCAAGCUAAAAACUCAAUUCUACAUGGCUACUUUACUGUGUCUAUAGCUAAAGAAAAAUUAUUUUACAAAAAUCGCUUCAUGAAAUAUGUUUAUACCCCAGCAGUUGAGAAAUGUGACCUUUUAGGCAGAGAACAGACAGACAGUCCUGUCUGUUGGCUUUAGUUUAUCUCUCUGCCCGAAGACAGGAAACAGGAAACAGGCCCAAGUACGUACUCAGGUUCCUUCCAAACUCAGAAGCAUCUCUGAUUUCACAAAGUGAGUUUAAUUUCCUACCUGAAUUAGCAACUUUAAAGAAGACUAAAAUAGUUAAAAGUGGAAAAAUAGAAAUAAGUACAUUUUUUAAAAAUUUAAAGUGGAAGAGAAAGGUUCUGUUCCAUGUAUGAUUAGUGUGCCCCUUUUGGGGGUAAGCUUUCCAAAAUAUGUACAUGUAUAAAAUUAGAGAAUUCCACCACUGAGCGACAGAUUUUAUGUGUGUGUGUGUAUAUAUAUGUGUGUGUAUAUGUAUAUACACACUAUAUACACACAGAUAAAUAUAUAUCUGUGUAAAUAGACACACAUAUAGUAUAUCUAUAUAUGGAUAUAUAAUCCCUAUAUAUCUUGAAUCUACAAAUAUCUUUAUACAUAUAUAAUUUGAAUAUAUACAUGUAUGUAUAUAUGGAUAUGUGUGUGUGUGUGUGUGUGCGUGUAUAUAUAUAUACACACACACACAUACACAUAUACAUGCAUUUUCAGUUAUUUCUGUUCCCCUGAAUUGAUUUGAGAUCAGACCCAAACAUGCUUUUAAAUGUCUCAUGCCAAGGCACUGAAUUAAAACGUCUUAAUAUUGAAAUAUUUUAAGUGAUUUCAAAUUAAAUUUUCUAUAUACUGAAAUUGCUUGUCUGAUUUAUCUUAAAGUCCUGUAUCUUUCUACAAACCUUCACCCAACUUAUCUAAAUGUCUAACUACCAAUCAAAUAAUGCGGUAAAAAUAAAUAAAUAAAACAGAGUGGUAACCCUUCUA
Cebus imitator (Panamanian white-faced capuchin) is the source of this 3388-nucleotide messenger RNA. It is a transcript of the gene TSPAN2, whose product is annotated as tetraspanin 2. Lineage: Eukaryota; Metazoa; Chordata; Mammalia; Primates; Cebidae. The record is from RefSeq and is a predicted model, not a curated record. The transcript has 8 exons. Gene Ontology annotation, cellular component: membrane. The coding region runs from base 75 to 740 and encodes 221 amino acids.